UUCUGAUUAUUCCUCUCUCCAAGACUACGCCUCAACAUCCGCCGGAGACGGCCCGUGUUUAUAAUAAACUAAUCUGAACAACUAAACAACUAAAAACACCUGCGACAACCCGACCUUUCUUUUCUUGCCCAGCGGUCUGGCCUUCCGCUUGCGUGCUGUGUCUUCAUUUGAGUCUUAUACUCCCCCUCUCCUUCGCGCUCCAAGUCUCCCAGUCCCUCCUCUAGCUUCCCUUUCGUCAUCAUGGCCAACGGCGAACCACCCCUCCUCAAGCUCAAUGGAUCCGUAGAGCCCACAACAAUGGACAAGACGCCCGCACCUUCGCUCCCUAAUACAAAUACCUCCAGCGCGCAGAAUUCUGCCCUGGACCAGGCCUCACGACCGCAUGCUGUUCGGACAGAGACCAAUCUCUCCAAGUUCUCCACUAUGUCGGUCCCUCCCGAGGGUUCCAUCCUAACCGGCAAGCAAGAGCAUUACCUCAAGCGCGAGCUCAUAUCCCACCAAACCAAGUUCGAGAUCGCAGAGCUCUCCUCUCCAACUGCUCUGCAGCGCUUCGGCGCUCCAUUCCGCUCCGAUGCGGGCGAGGUCGCUCCCGAGGACUCAGAGCUCCCUAUCCUUCGCUACAUAUUCGUAAAUCAUGUUCGCAAUUUUCCGUUCCUAGACAAAGCAAAAGAGAAGGAGUUUUGGCAAGAUAAGCUUCAGACUUUCCUGGAAUCCUUCGCAAAUAAACACAUAUCAUCUUCAGACGACCGCUUAGAAGAGACUAAGAGGAGAAAACUGGCGUUGAAGGCCGAGAAGCUGGUGGAACUCAUGAUGGUAUCCGGUAUACCUACCGCUUCUGGCUAUGAAGAACGGAUCCGCUUUGCUGAGAUGGAGAUUGUCGAACGAGGCGCCGAUGAGAAUGGUCUACACAUCAAUACACCCAGCGGGCAUUUCAUUAAUGGAUGGGAUAUCAAUGUUGCUGGUGUACGAACUACGUCGAUCAAGAAACGCUUGAGGUAUCACACACAUGCGGAAUACCUCAUUCGCGUGAAACAAACUGGAAAGGAAGAUACCUACGUCGGUCGCCGUUACACCGAUUUCGUCCAACUGCACAAACGAAUCCGACUGGAGUUACCUGGGAAGGUCCUACCACCUUUACCCCGAAAGAACAAGAAGGACUCGCUUUUGUCGACUAAUAACGACGAUGAUGUCAGUUCGAUCUCGUCCGCAUCGACCCAGGACCCGGCACCAGACCCGUACGAGAGCAGCGGUGGAGGUGGUCUGCGAAGCUACAUCUUCAGUAGCCACAAGCGAAACAGCUCCACCACGUCCGUAGGCGGCAAACCUCGGUCUCCUCGCGCAUCGAGUGAUAAUAUCGCCUUCCGCGAGCCACGAAUGUUGUACCGCGAGGAACAGCGUGUAUCCCUCAGAGCAUUCCUCCGAACUUUCCUACAGAACGAGACCAUCGCACAUUCGAAUGCGAUGUCAGAAUUCCUGACAAAGAACCCGGUCGAACUCAAUGAGGAGGAGAUGGAAGAUAUCGAGCGAAGGAAAGAGAUGGAUGAGAAGCGCAUGGAGGAGCAAAAGCAGUUCUAUGAAGUGGCGAGGCAACGCGCCGCCGAACUCGAUAUCCACAUGGAAAAGUUCAGGAGGGAGAUUGUCGAGGCCAACGGUCUUUCGCACCUUUUCCAGGAGAUCAGGGCAAAGAACACAAUCGCAGAACUGAAACCGGAAUAUCAGAAGUUCGCCGAGUGGCUUCGAAUAGAGGUCGCUGCCACUCUGUACCAUCUGUUCCUCGCAGAGGACAAUUCCCCUGAACUUUUCGCCCAAGCAAAGCGCAUCCAUUCGCUCGUACCUUAUGGUGUCCUCAAGAACGUUAUCAGAAUCGCAAACCCUGCAGCGGUCAUGAGCGGAGUCUUGGAUUUAUUCCUUGCACAGCCCUUUGGCGCGCGCUCGCUAUUACAGCGUAUGUUCGGCAUGGCCAUCAAUGACGGCGUUCGUUCCGUCCAACGAUCAAUCGACACACUGGGUUCCACAAAGAUCAAGGACGAUGUACUUUGCGCGAAACUGAAGGCCUUUGUAGAGGCCGACGAGGAUGUUAAGGAGAUAAUUCGCCAGGACGCCGCAGCGGAAAACGUUGAUGUUGUAGUUACCAUUCUCCGCUCCGAGUACUUCGAGCCUGAACUCAGCUCCGAGCAAGUCGGAAAGGUGUUCAACGCAUACGUCGCCUGGAACAACGCGGUCGAAAAUGUGAGCCGCAGUCGUUUGAGCAGGAAAUCCAGCAGUUAUAGCAGCAAAAGCCUAGAGACUAACCACUCCAUUCAGAUCGAUGCGGAGCUGCGACAGGGUGCAGAAUUGUUCGCUCACUUGAAGCAAUACCUCAAGCUUUGUAUGAGGCAGAGAGAUAAGCUCAUGAUGCUUCAGAUCAUCGAAGAGCCCACUACAUUACAACUCUUCCGAGACUUAUUCACCAUUUUCUACGAACCCCUCGUCAGAGUAUACAAAUCUGCGAACGUGUACGGCAGUAUCACGGAUUUUGCCAUGUUUGUCGAUGACACCAUUCGCGUGAUCGAAGCUUGCCAACGGCAAGACAUUUCCUCGGACCCCAACCAAACCGUACAAGCGUUCAUCGAUCUCUGCGCCCGGCACGAGGACAACUUCUACAAGUUCGUGCACGAGGUCCACAUCCACGACAACGGACUGUUCGACCAACUCAUGGGCUGGCUAGAGGGUAUCCUCGAAUUCCUUCGCCACGGACCCAGCAGUGGCGGCAAGCUCGACAUGAAUGCUCUGUUCCAGGGUGGUAUGGACUCGAACACGAUCAACAAGGCCAAGGCGAUCCGGGAGAUCAACUCUCUCAUCAAGUGGCAACACGCGCGCAAGAAGUGGCAUCAGGAUAAGACCAGGCAGAAGAUGGCCAGCAGUGGGGGAGACGAACAAGCCGACAUGAUUGGUGCCAUGGGAGGAGGCUUCAAGACGUCUGAUUUCGGCCUUAACGAGCUCGACCUCCAAGACCUAGAACUCGACGACGACUACGAUUACGAUGAGUCCGAGAGCGACGAGGACGACGAGGAGAUCGCAGACCCCAUCCAAGCCGAGCGAAAGCGCAGGGCCCGGGCCCAGGAGAAGCUGCGCCGGACCGCGGGCGAGCCGAGGAAACCGCCCAUCGAGGAGAUCACGAAGCUGCACCCGGGCUUCGUGAGCAUGUUGAGGAGUGUUCUGGCUCAGUAAGAAAAGAAGGCUUGAAGUAUCUUGAACAGGUACAGGAGGUAUGAUGGUGACGAAGACGGGAGAUUGUGGUGGGGAGGAAAAGGAACGAACGGAUUGAUUGAUGGGAGGAGGACGGAUGGGGGGGCUUUAAUAUACGUCGUAACGAUCCUACUUCAUACACACACACAGAGAGAGAGGGGAGACGCCAGACUCGCCCGCUCACUGCCCAUACAUACCUACUAUAAAACUACCUUCUUCUUCUUCGUCCCCUACUUCUUGUGUAUGUGAAUUACGGGGAUUGAUAGGCUGAAGGUCGCCAUGAUUGAUU
This is a messenger RNA of Aaosphaeria arxii CBS 175.79, 3517 nucleotides long. Its product is annotated as PX domain-containing protein. The record is from RefSeq and is a predicted model, not a curated record. The transcript is spliced from 6 exons. NCBI's taxonomy places the organism in Eukaryota, Fungi, Ascomycota, Dothideomycetes, Pleosporales. Gene Ontology annotation, molecular function: phosphatidylinositol binding. Bases 241 to 3210 code for a protein of 989 amino acids.